AUGGAAGAAGUUGUCAAGCGGGUGCCAUUGGAUACUUCAAGAGAUCCAUUUGAUGAAGUACAGAUCAAGUCAAAGGUCGACUUCACCACAGAAGAGAGAAAACAAGAAGAGCUCGACAAUCUUGCCAAAAGCAUCAUCUCCAGAACAGUCCCAGACAAGCACGUCACCAAAAUCAUUAAGUGCAAGACUGUAAAGGAGAUGUGGGACACUCUAGAAGGAAUGUGCAUUGGAUCAGAGGAGAUAAAUGAGAAUAAGCUAUCUAUAGCUUGUCAAAAGUUUGACUCCUUCCUCAUGCUCAAGAAUGAAUCAAUCGACGAGAUGGAGCUCAGAUUCAAUCAUAUCCUCAAUGAAAAUAAGCCAGGAUUCAACCAGCGACCAACGAACAAGCUUUUUUCAGAUCUCGUGGCAAAUGAAUUCGACAUCCAGAGAAAUCUAGAAACAAAGAAAGUUGGAGGAUUAGACGAUGAUGCUCCAUCAGUAUCGAAAAGAGCAGCGCUGAAAGUUUCAGCAAAGGAGAGCAAGAAACAGUCGAAUGAACCGACUAAACUCAAACCUGAGACUUCUUCAGAAAAGAGAGAGAGCAAGUGCAGAUAUUCCGCUGACAGAAGCGGACAAAGGAAAGCAUCCACAACUGAUCUAAAAGAUGUGGAAUGCUAUGGAUGCAAGAAGAAAGGGAACUACAAAUCAGAAUCCCCUGAAUUGUCGCAAGCAGAGCGCAAAGAGAUGAAAGCCAGGAGAGAUCGCAAUUAUGCGAAGAAGAAAGUGAGGGUUGCUAAAGAUGCAGGAUCUUCCGAAUAUGCAUCAGAAUUAUCCGCCUUCAACUCCACCAGCUCAGUUGAUGAGAACCAAGCCCUCAUGGCUAAGGACACCGAAAGCGUAGCUGACAACACUGGCAACAGCUACGACAAUAGAAUGAAUGGGCCAGAGGAGACAACUCAGAAUUUGAAGGUAGCUCGGGAGAACAGCCGAUUGGAAGAAAAGCUCAAAAUUUCUACAUCGGAAUGUGAGAGAGCCUCACAUGAAAUCAAGAGGCUCACUUACAAACUGGAGGAAACAGUCAAUGACUGCAUGAAGAAAUCUCCCAUGAUGAACAACUUUCCAUCAAAAGCCAUUGUGGAGAAUAUCGGAGGAAAAGUGGUUCCUGUCGAUAAAGGAAAGAAAGUCAUAAUCUAG
Salvia miltiorrhiza (redroot sage) is the source of this 1173-nucleotide messenger RNA. RefSeq lists its product as uncharacterized. The coding region runs from base 1 to 1173 and encodes 390 amino acids. Lineage: Eukaryota; Viridiplantae; Streptophyta; Magnoliopsida; Lamiales; Lamiaceae. The record is from RefSeq and is a predicted model, not a curated record. The transcript is spliced from 6 exons.